GGAUUCUUCGUUAAAUCAGAGUGGAGUAACUGUCAGCGGUCCCUUAACUUUCUGAUGAAAUCUCUAACAGCAGCGUAAAGACGGACAGACGGAAGCGACACAACGACUAAAAUUACUCCAUUUAGUGAAAACUGAAUUAGUAUUACAAUCUAAAGGGUGUUCAACAGUAUCACCUCGACAACGACGUCGUCAAAUCUCGCUGAAGAAAGAGGAUAUUAUCAAUCUACCGUCGCGCUCUGUCACGUAACCGCUGAGUCGUUAGCUUCCUGCUUAGCUGCGGUUGGUGAGGGUUUGAAGCUGAAGGAGCUACUACCGCCUUUUUCCAGAGCGUAAAAUCAGUCAAAAUGGCUCUUCUUUCCAUUUCAGGAUUCGACUUCAUCUCGCAACAGGAUUCAAGUAUGUUUGGUCUGUAUUUUCUCUCCAGCUCUGUCCCCGUUUUUACCAAUUCCACUACCAGAAAGAAGUCUAACCACCACUCCCACCAGCGCGCCGGGGUCAUGGAUGAUGUUUCCUGGGCUCAUUCUGGUUUUGAUGGUGGGUAUGAGGGCCAGUCCGAGUAAAGAAGAUGUUUAAUGAAAGGACUUUUUUGACAUGGAAAGCGUAGAUGAAAUCUGUUAGUCUGGGCUGCAGCCUCCCACAGUUUGACAGCUGUCAAAGCAGAGAGAUACAGCUUAACUGAGAGAUUUUUUUUUUUAUCAAAGCUGCUCAGGUUAUUUCAAAUUAUCACUUUUUGGCACUUUUAAGGUGAAGAAAAUGUUCAAAAGUAUGAGCAGCGAGGGACAUCUAUCGAGCGGGCAGAGCUCGUCCUCUCUAGCCGGGCAUGGAGUCACCCCCCCCGGCCUUGAGAGUCAGGAAAGCUCGUGGAUCGGCCUACUCUCCGUAGUAUCUAGGCCUGCGAUGUCAUUUUUGCAGAAAUACCUCCCUACCCGAAUCAAAAACUUUGCUCUACCUGAGAACGGAUCGGGGUGGAUGACAGGGGAGUUAAACUCAAGCUUUGUGGAUGAAGAAAGAGAGUUUUUGAAACAGCUGGGCGACAUGAUGCCGCUCACGCAGCACCCAGCUUCUCACUUGACCUACCUGCAGUGUGAGCACCAUGGAGCCGGAGGGACCCUACCGUGGCUGACCGCCGACUCUUUGCGGGAAAUAGGGAUUCAAAGUGCAGAGGAACUGGACUUAAAUCUUUGCCAGCAGACUCAGUUUGGCUAUGUAUCCUCUGUCAGGACUGUUCUCAGUCUGAGCUCGGUGUCUUCUCAGGAAAUAAAACCCUCGGGCAGGAAAGACUGGGCCAGGUCCCCUGUGUCAAGCAGUGGGGGCAAAAGCAGGACAUGGUGGGGCAGCUUUUGGGGAGGUGAGGACAGCUUACAGAAGGGGCUGUUGUCAGAUUUGUCCAAGGCCAAGGAGAGCACAGUGUCAGGCCGGCUUUGUCCACAACAAGCAGUGGCUGAGAUAAAUGCCCCUGCUGUGUUUGUACAGAGUGACAUAAGAGGAUGGACGCAGGGAGAAAACACUGGACCCACUGACCACAAAGACCAGCAGGCCAACAAUGCAGGCCUUCACACAGUCCAGAACACAGAGACAUCCACACCUGACCAGCAUCUGAGCAUCAGUGACCACCUGAGCAGAACAGGAGCUGCCGCCGCCUGCAGUGAGGUGGCAGUUCUGACCCCUGAUCAAGACAAUGGUUACUCUAGUCUGGAGGAGGAACAGGUCCACAUGUGUCACCUGUCUGCAGUGAACGACUUGGGGAAGGAGCCACAACAUCAGGAGCCUGAAGUCAGCAUCACCACUAAGACUGAAAUGACGGAAGACAUUUCUGAGGAAGGGGAGUCCACAUCAGGAAAAGCUGAUGAGGAGGAGGAGGAGGUAAAGAAGGACGAGGAAAAUGAGGAAGCAGCGACUGAGGAUGCACUCGCCACCCCUCAGUGCCAGAACAAGGCCAUCGCUUUCAUCAUGGGCUGCCCCUGCAGCGACGACGAUAGCAACCAGUCAGAUGGCGAGUCCAGCGUUGAUGAUAAUAAUGAGGAUGACGAUGACGAUGGCUUUGACAGCGAGGGCUCGUCUGGUUUCUCUGACUCCUCUGAUGAAGAGGAUGAUGAUGAUGAUGAUGAUGCAGACUCAGACAGCGAGGCGGACUCUGAGGCAGAGCGGCUUUGGACCUCACUGUGCCAAAGUUCAGACCCAUACAACCCUCGAAACUUCACCGCCAGGCUGCAAACCCACAGCACCCCACCCAGGACCAUCCCCGCCACCACCCCUCCCUCCUCCACCCAGUCCACCCCCGCAUCCUCCCCUGACUUCCCUGCAUCCUGCCUCGCUGCCUCACCCCCCCUCACCUCCUCCUCUCCACCCUCUGGAAAUGACACCUGGGACGACUCGACCUCAGCCAGUGAGGUGGAUGAAGCAGAGAGCCUUCGUCUUUGGAGCUCCUUUAGCUGUUCCUCAGACCCCUACAGCCCCCUAAACUUCCAGGCCACAGUCAGGACUCGAGGGCCCGAGUCUAGGGCCAGGGCCAAGUCCAAAAGGGCUUCCAAAACUUCCCCUCAAUCCCCCCAUCCUCACCCUACAUCUCCACCUGAAUACAGGAAGGAGGAGGCUGAGGAGAGGUUUGACAGCGGCUUCUCGGAACCCUGCACCUCCACCAGCCCCCACAGCUGCAGAACCAGCAAGAAGGUCAGUUUGUGUUUGUCUUACACUCAUUAUUUGUGGACUGUUUAGCUGGUUAUGAAGCCAGGGUAUUUUUCAUUUCUACUUAUUAAUUCUGUGAUCAAAUUUACAUUCAUGGAAAAAGUUUUAAUUGAAUUAUGAAAAAAGGAAAAUAUAGAGUUAGAAAAAUGUUUUAAAGAUUCUGUAGACUUCAAACUUUCACCAUCAUUUCCAGAUACAUUACAUUAUUUACACAUCUGAAAAUGACCUACUGGUUUCUCUGUACAAGAAUUGGUGGAUUUUAAUGUAUUCUGUGGGUUUAUAGGUCAAAAACAUUUAUAUAACGGUGAAUAUUACCCAUCAGACAAGGAAAAGAUGGGUUAAAAUCAUGACUAUAAUAAAAGAGUCAUAACACAAUAGGGAAGUUUUCUUGUGUGGACUGAAUUUUUUGAACAUGUCGAAAUUUCAAACAAUGCAACCAGGACCCAAAGACAGAGGAGAAAGAGUUUGACAUUUAGAGUAAAUUUGAACAGUGAUAGUUUUGUUUUUUUCUAAAUGGUGUUUCAGUUUUUUGUCCUUUUUAAACGUGGAGUUUCCUGGUCUUUGUAUUCAGGGCUUUCCAUGAUGAAACUUUACGACUAGAAGUGAAACACAAAUUCUCAACAUGACUCAGGACAGAGUUUUUCACUGAACCAUAGAGUACGAUGUUUAAUGUUGAUAUACUCGGAGUGAAUCCAGAUUCAGUCUGAACACUCUGAGCUAGUCAUUCUUUGAUUGUUGAUGUGAUUUGAUGUUUGUCCUUAAAUGUUAUGUAGUGUUGAAUGUACACACUUGAAAUAGACUGUAACAGAGUUCAUAGAGUAGCAUUAAAAAACAGGGCAACAGAGGCGACAGUUUAUACAAAGUGAAGAGAUGAGGUUUAACCUGAGCACAGACAUCACUGGUUAAAGGUACAGUGUGUGUAUUUAGCAGCAGGACAAACUUGGUAGAAAUCCAUCAGUAUAUUUAAACUAGUUUAUAAGCUGAAUACCAAAAAAAUAUUUAAAGCGUGGCCCCAUAAAAUACACUAGUGGGUAUUGGUAAAGAUCCUUGGUGGUAAAAACUAGGGGUGGGAGAAAAAAUUGAUUCACACAAGUAUCACAAUUUUUUGUUUUAUAAUUUUUACAUCCAUUUUUUUGUUCAAAAUUUUUUUUUUUUUUUUUUUUUUCCCAAAUGUAAGAAUAAAGGUCCUUACACAUCGGGGCCAACGUGAAUAUAGAACGCAAAAUUACAAAAUAUUCAGAGGCGAAUUUUGAUGCGCCUGACUAUACACAUCAAGCGCGAUGCGAUUUUGCGACUUUCCGGGGGGGGGAGAUGCAUCCCCGGAAAAAUUAGCUCCAAGUUUGAAGAGGCAGAGGACUAGACACUAGACAGUACCAGAUAAGCGCAUAAAACUAUGGUAACAACCGUUAGCUUACGUUAGCACGGAUAAAAGUUAAAAGACGUUUAGCAAACUGUUAAAUCACACAAACCAUCGUCAAAUGAGAAGUCCAACGCUAUGACUCUCCACAGGUUGUCCUUCAGGUCAUUAUCUUUGUCAUGUUUGUGCUUUUUAUCAAAAAGUACUCUGUUUUCUGACCCAUAAACAAUCAGCCGGUCAGCCAUGCUGGAUAUACCGUAGAAUCUGACUUCGCAACAACAUGCAAUCUGAUUGGUCAGAAGUGGACACACAGUAUGUGAAACUUUAGAAAAAUCGACCAUGAUCCGAAAAAAUAAAUGUCGCAAUAUCACAGGACGGGAAAACGUCGCUGAUGUAAACACUUGUAUUGACAGGAUACAAGUUCGAAAAAAAUAUUGACGUCUAAAAUAAUCGCACAACAAAAACGGUCCCGGUGUGAAAGGAUCUGAAAUCUUAAAACUGACUUAAGUGAUGUGUAUUUUUGGGGCAAAUAUGGUUCCUGGAGUAGUCAGUAGACAAUCAUAAUCAUUCAACUGUUUCACUGGUGUUAAAAAUACAGACAGAAAAUUUAGAAAAUCAACAAUAUAGUAGAAUCGCAACUUAAAUCGAAUCGACAUCCAAAAAAUUGUAGAAGAAUCGAAUUGGGAGAAAAGCACAUUAGUAAAAUAGUAAAUAGUAAAACUUAACUAAUAUGGGAUCAUACAAGCUAUGUAUCAAAGCAGCUGUUAGUCUUUAAAGGCCACCAUAGCGCCACGUACAGGAAGGGUGGUCAAGAGAGCGUUUCAAUCUAGAAUCAGGACACUUUAUAUCACUAAAUACUCACACUGAUCCAAACAAUGUUCUGAAAUAACAGUAUUUUCAUGUGUCACCAAAGUAAAUCCCGUUCUGAAUGUUAAGAUGUUCAUGUUUUUGUCACUCUGAAAAGUUUCCUCCUCAGCAGCUUUCACUCAUGACUCCUCUCUUCCUCCUGUCAGGUUCGUUUCUGCGACGACGUGGAGGAGUUCUUUGCGAGCUGUAGUGAGGAGGAGGAGGACCGCCGGGGCCCCUGGGAGGAGCUGGCCCGGGACCGCUGCAGGUUCCUGCGGCGCUGUCAGGAAGUGGAGCAGAGCAUCGCCUACUGCCUGCAGCCGCAGCACCGUAGCCUGGUGUACCAACGGCUCACUGUCCUGUAUGUCCAGAAAAAUUAAGCGAUACGUGGAAGUGGAAAAUAAUUAGUGCACCCUGUUUUUGUCUGAGGACGAUUUAGCUGUCCUCUUCUCUCAGUUGAACACGUCACAGUGACGAAAUCAAAAAGCUGCACUUGUUUGAGACACUUAAAAAACACAGAGAGAGCAGACGGACAGACUGUGAUCUGCUGAACUAUUUACUGACUGACUUAUUCAUCUCUCUGAUGGGGUUCAACCUCAGAUUAGAGUCCAUGUUUAUUUCUACAGCUUCGUCUCUUCUUUCUGACGUAGUCGACUAAUCCAACAGAAUCAGGGCCGCUUCAUAACAGACUAAUUUUCACACAAACGGGGGAUUUGAAGGGCUGAAUCACUGUGAGAGGAGUGUUUUUGUGGAGAUGUCAGUGUGUUUUUAUUUCCAGGGAAAAGGAGAAGAUGUCUAAAACCCUCUGCAGCUUCUUAUCAGUUUCAGUGUUUUUAGACCUUACCUCUGUUUUUCCCCUCACGUGUCCACCUGCUUCACGUUUUCAGUUUUUGUGCCAAAGGUGACGCCCCAGACUUCGAAACAAGCUGCUGUUUUCAUCUUAAAUACUAACAAGAAAGUGAAGAGAAAUCUGAGGCGUCAGUAUAUAAAUUAGACAAUUAAAAAAAAAAAAGACACAUUUUGUCUAAAGAGAUACCUACAUUUGUGUUUUAAAAUACAGGGUACAUCAUUUUCUUUCCUUUGUGUAUUACUGAUGUUUCAGCUCUGUUCUCUUUGAAUUUAGGAUGAAAACAGCAGCUUCUUCUGUCUGACGCUUUUUUAAAACUCAUUCGUUUCCCUCUUGUUAAAAAAAAAUCAAACAAGUAAAGAAAAUAAGCUAAAAUCUGUUGAAUAGUAAUGAACUCAGUUCAGUGUUUGUACAUGUUGCACAUCAGAUAAAAAGUUUUCAGUUUUAUCCUUGAAGCCAAAGAUUGCUCUAAGUUGAGCUGAAGAGGAAGAAGUGACGUGUUAACAUCUGGAUCUGAAUUUAUCUUCUAAAUGUGGAGAACUUUCCCUCACCUGCUUGUUCAGAGCUUAAACAUAAUCACUGAUAAUCAGUAGCCAGCAGUAUUCAGCGUCUAAACCAGAGUAUCAGUCACUGAGAACUUGUGUUGAAGUCUGUAUUAGUUCAGUUGUUUUCUGACAGAAAACACAUUUGCUCCACCUGAAGACUUUCUUAAUCGCUAGGUUUUCUUAGAACUCACGAGGGUCCCAGUUUUGUCAAAAGUUUGAUUCUUUAUGCAAAACAGCUGCACAGGAACUUCAAAUAUUCUGAAAGCGUAAACUUAUCUUCUACAAAAGGAGCAAACACUACAGGUAUUGGACUUCUUUCACCUUCAGCCGUUCUGUGCUGCCUCCUGUUUGCUGGAGAGGGACAUGGCUGCAGACAGAGCAAACCUCUGUAAACACACGUGCAGCUGGAUGUUGGACCUUACUUGGAUGUCAGCUGUUGAAGGGAAUGAAGUGAUCUCACUAGUGAAGGUUGCUCUUUGUCGUGUCCUUUUUUCAAACUUAAUAAAAAAACUUUUUUUGUUGUUAAAUAUUAAAACUGUCAGUAGAUCUUGUACCAACAGGAAUCCAAAUGCGUUUGCAGAACUACAGCAUUGAUUCCAAACUGAAAGUAAAAACAAGGAAAUCUCAAAGUUAGCCAACUUUUUUAUUGCAACAGUUUGUGAGAAAGACACGACGAUGACCAAAUUUCAGGCUUGUGAGAUCACUUCACUGUCCAAUAACAGCCGAGAGCUAAGAGGAGGUCCAACUUCCAACUGUGCGUGCUCUAAUGGAGCUCAGCUGUGUCUGCAGACAGGUCCCCUUCCUUCUUUUACUAACGGAAACUUAUAUGAGAAACCUAAAUACAUAAAAGAGGCUCAACACUUACAACAAAGAAAUGUUAUUAACUGUCACUAAUUAAUCCUAAAUCACAGUUUUUGUCUGAUCAAAAAACAGAAAAACCUGUUUUCAUUUCUUAGUGAGUGGACAUCUGACGGAAAAUUUCACUUUUACUCACAGGGAAAAAAAAAAGCAAACCUUGUCAGAAUCUACAUAUAAGCUUCCUCAACAAUUACAAAGAGACUAUUAAUAGUGAAGACUUGUGCAUUUCCAAUCUGGAGGUAAACUAGAGAAAUUAAUUUUUGAACUGAAUAAAGGCCCAAAGUCAAACAAGUUUCUUAAACCUAAACUUUCCUUGAAGUAUUAAAUGUCAGAGUUCAUAUAAAACCAAUAAUUGUGUCUAAUGAAAGGCUUGUUCUCUCAUAAAACGAUGAAAAACAUGCAUUUAAAAGUGGCGAUUCAAGAAUGAAUCUGAGUUGUAUUUUUACAUAUUUUGGGGUCUAGAUGUCUUGCAGGUACUGAAAAGUUGAGAACUGAUGAUAAAAGAUUUGUGAAGGUGUGUAGAGGUGGAUCAGCAACUCCUGUAGUAGUGUGAGUUUCCUGAUUUGUGAAUGGAGUUUGCUGCUACACAACUCAUCCAUCUUUUACAUCUUUGUCUUGUCUCAAGCGGGGCUGAGCAGAUUUUUGUUACACAAAUUUUGCUUUAGAUACAAAAUAACUCGAGGUGAAUCUUUAGAUCAGCAACUCCAGUUUCCUAUCAGUUUAGAUUGAUGUGUUUGUAAAGAGUGAUAAAACAGCUGUUUGUGGUGUUGUCAGAUACUAAGAAUAACAAUCUGAGCCUCACCGGGACAGAAUAAAGAACUUUUGAGUGAGGGCAUCUCCACCAAUCAGAGACCUUGUUUCAUUAUGUUGCUGACCGUCCAGCCUGUUAACCUGCUGCAGGCUGAAAGAAUCUACUCCAGCUAUUCUCAAAUGUUUGGUUCAUGACUAUCUGACCCCAAAAUGUCUAAAAAUACGAUCAGGUUUUAAAGCAAACCAUAUUACCAAUUAAUAAACAAAACAUCUGAGUCUGUAGUGAGAUAACUUUAAAAGUUCAGAAGCAGAGGAAGUUUUUUGUACAGGUGUUUUUCGUCCUGUAGAUUUUAGUGACAGAGUUCAAAACAAGUCACAGUGUUUGCAUGUCACUCCUACUGCUCUGAUAGAAAUUCUCCAUGUAGCUAAAGGAACUGGCUGUUUUGGUGUUUGAUUACGGCAGUGUUUAAAGUAUUGUUUCUGUCUGAUUAAUUAUUAAGAAAUGAAAGCCAAUGCUGUAUUUAAAGGAAAAAACUUACCAAUCAAAAGAUUUGCAAAAAGCAGAUGUCAGCUGGAGUAAAAACAGAUAAAUCUUUGGUCAUAUUUUAAUCAUACUUGCUUUUUAUUUUUCUAAAGCAUCUUCUGUUCGGUGGCUGGCUCGUUCUGCUUCAUUUCCUCACAAAAAAGUUUGGCAAUUAAAUAUUAAAUCAAUAUUUAAUAAUCCCA
Molecule: messenger RNA, 8614 nt
Organism: Xyrichtys novacula (pearly razorfish)
Lineage: Eukaryota; Metazoa; Chordata; Actinopteri; Labriformes; Labridae
Source: the annotation of a GenBank genome assembly